UGUGUCUAUAUAUAUGUAUGUAUGUAUGAAGGGAGCGACGCUGGUACACAAAAAGCGUCUGGUCGGGAUCGUCCCCCACCAGCCACAAACCCACAGCUAACAGUGCAGGACCACCGACGAGAAGAGCAAGAAUGACAUCGUCGGGCAUCGGCGGCAGGUACAUGACUUACGCUCCGUCACCGUCUGCUCCUCACUCUCCUCAGAUAUCUGGGCUACGGUCUGCUCCUUCGUCCACCUCCGCCAUUAUCCUCGACCAGGAGAAAUAUCUCUCUGAGUUACUGGCGGAGCGCCAGAAACUUAGUCCAUUUAUGCCUGUGGUACCAAUUACUUAUCGAUUGUUAAAUCAAGAAAUAUUGCGUGUAACCACGCUGUUGGGGAAUGCAUCAGUUUUAGGGCAAAGUGGGCUUGAACAUGCUAGCCCCCUGGCUUCUGGAGGGAUAUUUUCAAAUGGAGGAGCCGAUAUGAACGGAUGGGCAUCACGUUUUCGAUCAGAUAUCUCGGGUUUAUUACAGCCCUCAGCAACACAAAACUGGUUGAGUUCUCAAGGUAGCUCAUCUGGCCUUAUCGUUAAGAGAACAAUCAGAGUGGAUAUUCCUGUCGACAAGUAUCCUAAUUACAACUUUGUUGGGCGCCUUCUUGGCCCUAGGGGGAAUUCUCUUAAGCGAGUGGAAGCAAGUACGGAGUGCCGUGUUCUUAUCAGAGGUCGUGGUAGCAUCAAGGAUCUAGCCCGGGAAGAAAUAAUGAGAGGGAAACCUGGGUAUGAGCAUCUGAAUGAACCUCUCCAUAUCCUCAUUGAGGCAGAGUUACCAGUUGAAAUAGUUGAUGCUCGCCUAAUUCAAGCACGUGAAAUACUUGAAGACUUAUUGAAACCUAUUGACGAAUCUCAGGAUUUGUACAAAAAACAGCAGCUAAGAGAGCUAGCAAUGAUCAAUGGUACGCUUCGUGAUGAAGGUUCUCCCAUGUCUGGUUCGGUAUCACCCUUCCACAACAGCCUUGGUAUGAAGAGAGCGAAGACUAGAGGGUGAGGGAUUCCUGCUUCGAGUGGUACUGGCAUUUGGAGCAUGAUUUGAGUUGGUUUACCAGUACACAGUAAUUCCCUCCCAACAGGUGUUGCUGUCGGACUAUCCUCCACCUGCCAUCAGGGCACUGGCUCUUUCUAGUGUGCCAGUUCUAACCUUUGUUAUAUGAAGUGUGUUUAUCGUAUGUUUGGAGGAGAGGUUAAUGACAGUAUCAUGUGGUCAGGACAGAGUUCGAGGAUUUGCUUUCUGAUGUGGCUUUUAGUCUGUUUGGGUGGAGCAGUGUCUCUCAGAGAUUGUCAGUGUAUUAUUAGGCUUAUCAUAUACGUUUAAUGAAAGUUGUGAUAUAUUGCUGGUGUAUUUAUGCUUGCUAAUUAUCCUAAUAGCGCAGUGUUUGUAUACAUAAUAGGUAGUCGAACUGUGUUUGAAAUUUAUGCCUAUUGUCUCAGUUUGAGGGUCUGAAUUAUUAUUCAUGUUUAGAUUGUAACUGAAAAUAGGUCAAGGCAUUAUGGUCUU
This is a messenger RNA of Tripterygium wilfordii, 1532 nucleotides long. RefSeq names its product KH domain-containing protein At5g56140-like. Gene Ontology annotation, biological process: regulation of mRNA splicing, via spliceosome. The transcript is spliced from 7 exons. Gene Ontology annotation, cellular component: nucleus. NCBI's taxonomy places the organism in Eukaryota, Viridiplantae, Streptophyta, Magnoliopsida, Celastrales, Celastraceae. The coding region runs from base 132 to 1025 and encodes 297 amino acids. The record is from RefSeq and is a predicted model, not a curated record. Gene Ontology annotation, molecular function: mRNA binding.